This is a messenger RNA of Linnemannia hyalina, 1473 nucleotides long. The record is from the annotation of a GenBank genome assembly. Lineage: Eukaryota; Fungi; Mortierellomycota; Mortierellomycetes; Mortierellales; Mortierellaceae.
AUGCUGGAUAUCAUUAGCAUCGCCUCCGUCACCAUUGCCCUCCCCUCUAUCCUUCGGGAUGUCAAAUAUGAGCCCAACCAGCUGCAAUGGGUUGGCGAUCUGUUUGGACAUCGCCGGGUAUUCUUGACAGGUACAUCCUGGUUUGCAGUCUGGUCGUUGGUCUGCGGUUUCGCAAGGGACCCCAUCUUCAUGUCUGUCUCCCGUGGUCUCCAAGGUGCAGGCGCUGGCUUCACAAUUCCAAGUGCAUUGGCACUGUUAACCACAUCCUACCCCCCCGGUCCUGAGCGCACAUUUGCUCUCUCGAUGUUCGGAGGAGCAGCCUGUAUCGGUCAGACCAUCGGUGUCCUCCUCGGUGGUAUCUUUGACGCGACCAUUGGCUGGUACUGGAUCUUCUACAUCACCUCCAUCAUCUCGGCCCUCCUCUGCUUCCUCGGCUUCUUUGUCAUCUCCAAGGCCAAUGAUGAUGUCCAUACCACCGAUCGUCGUGUCGAUGUUGUUGGUGUUGUCUCCUUCAUGCUCGGUAUCAUUGCCAUUGUCUACUACCUCUCCGAGUCUACCACUGUUGGUUGGGGUUCUGCGCAAACUUUGGCUCCCUUCCUCGUUGGUGUUGCCCUCUUGAUCUUCUUCGUCUUCUGGGAGCGCCGCAUUGAUUACCCCAUUAUGCCUUUCCGUAUCUGGGGCUCUGUUCGCUUCCGCGCCUCGGUGGUUGUCAUCAUCUGUGUCACAGCCACCUACAACACCAUGAUCUUUUUCACCUCCCUCACUUUCCAGAACGUCCUCAAGUACUCUCCCCUGAUCACGGCCUGCUGUUACAUCGUCCACGGAGUCGGUCUCGUCAUCGGUCUUUACACCGUCACCCGCCUAUUCCCCUACAUGCGCACAAAGUUCAUUAUGUUGAUUGGAUGGAUCUUUAUCAUCAUCUCAUCGGUCGUGUUCGCCCAGAUCGUCCCCGGAGCCAGCUACUGGCAUUUCGCCUUCCCUGCCUUGAUCGUCAACUGCUUGGGACUCUCGCCUACCUGGAUGUGCUGUCAGGUCAACGCCGUCGCUGAUGCCCCCGAUGAGGAUCAGGGAGUCGUCGGUGCAGUCUUUAACGUCGCUAUCCAGCUUGGAGGACCCAUCGGUCUUGCCAUCUCGACCAUCUUGUCCCAGGCUUUCGAACCCGCUGUUGGUGCCGAAGGUGCUGCCUUGAUGUCUGGCUAUCGCGCCGCGUUUUACACUUUUGGUGUUAUUGGUGGUGUUGGUUGGGUAUUGUCGUUGCUCUUGGCUUCUAACCAGGACCCUAUUGAGUUUUCUGGUGUUGCUCCCGAGAAGGAGGAGGGAGAUGCACAAGAGAAGGGUCUUGAGGUUGUUGACGAGAGUCAGAUCUCGGGUGCUGAUGAGGGCAAGGCUGAGUUGGAGGAUGAUGAGGAUGAGAAGAAGGAGGUGAAGAGGGGUGGAUCUAGUGUCUCUGUUGCCCACACUGUCAUCGCUUAG